GAAGAAUUCUGCGCGCGCGGCGGGGAUGGAACGUUGAUAGAGUUCGCGGGUCUAGCUGCUGGGGGCAGGAGCAGCACGCAGUGCGCCGCCGCGCGCCAAAGCGGGAAUCCAGGAGGCGGGCACCUCUGCAAUUAAUGCACGCAUUUAAAACUCCCGAACCUGCGGACGCCAUGCACAGGAAACACCUCCAGGAGAUUCCCGACCAGAGUAGCAACGUUACCACCAGCUUCACGUGGGGAUGGGAUUCUAGCAAGACUUCUGAACUGCUUUCAGGCAUGGGGGUCUCCGCCCUGGAGAAGGAGGAGGUGGACAGUGAGAACAUCCCCCAGGAACUGCUUUCAAACCUGGGCCACCCGCAGAGCCCCCCACGAAAACGGCUAAAGAGCAAAGGGAAUGACAAGGACUUUGUGAUUGUCCGCAGACCUAAGCUAAAUCGAGAGAACUUUCCAGGUGUUUCAUGGGACUCCCUUCCAGACGAGCUGCUCUUAGGAAUCUUCUCCUGUCUGUGCCUCCCUGAACUUCUGAAAGUCUCCAGUGUUUGUAAGAGAUGGUAUCAUCUAGCGUUUGACGAGUCUCUCUGGCAGACCUUAGACCUCACGGGCAGAAACCUCCACCCAGAUGUGGUUGGUCGGCUGCUGUCUCGAGGGGUGGUUGCCUUCCGCUGCCCACGAUCGUUUAUGGACCAACCGUUUGUUGAACGUUUCAGCCCUUUUCGUGUACAGCACAUGGACCUGUCGAACUCGGUGAUCGAUGUGUCUACCCUCCACGGCCUUCUGUCUCACUGCUCCAAGUUGCAGAAUCUCAGUCUAGAAGGCCUACGGCUUUCGGAUCCCAUUGUCAACAAUCUUGCUCAGAACACAAAUUUAGUGCGAUUAAACCUUUCUGGGUGUUCUGGAUUCUCUGAAUCUGCCCUGAAGACUUUGCUGAGCAGCUGUUGCAGAUUGGAUGAACUGAACCUCUCCUGGUGCUAUGAAUUCACUGAAAAGCAUGUGCAGGUGGCUGUCGCACACGUGUCAGAGACUGUCACCCAGCUGAAUCUCAGCGGGUACCGAAAGAAUCUGCAGAGAUCGGAUGUCUCUACUUUAGUUGGAAGAUGUCCCAGUCUUGUCCACCUAGACUUAAGCGAUAGUGUCAUGCUGAAAAGUGACUGCUUUCCGGAAUUUUUCCAGCUCAACUACCUCCAACACCUAUCACUCAGUCGGUGCUAUGACAUAAUACCUGAAACUUUACUUGAACUCGGAGAAAUUCCCACACUAAAAACACUACAAGUCUUUGGAAUCGUGCCAGACAGUACCCUUCAACUAUUAAAGGAAGCCCUUCCUCAUCUACAAAUUAAUUGUUCCCCUUUCACCACCAUCGCCAGGCCAACCACUGGCAACAAAAAGAACCAGGAGAUAUGGGGCAUCAGAUGCCGACUGACACUGCAGAAACCCAGUUGUCUAUGAAGUAUCUAUUGCAGGAUGGUGUCUCCUCUUUUCUUUGAACAGGGAAAGUAGGCAGGAAGCCCAAUUGUGGAGAGCUCAGCUAUUUUUAUUCUUGGUUUUCUCUUGCCUUCAUUCUACAAGUAUAUUAGAGAACCGUUGGAGAGAAAACUAUGAAGUGUUGCUUUUGAAAAAUGACUAGGAAAGCUUUUAUCACUGCUAUAUCCUUAAGAGCCUAAGCUGUAUGCCUUUUGAAAUUUUAGGAGAGUGAGCCUAUAAUUUCAAGAUACCUUAAAGAGCAAAAUUUGAGCCACCUCUUCCAAGUGCCCUUCUUAUUAAAUCUAUUUAGAAUCAAGCUU
This is a messenger RNA of Lipotes vexillifer (Yangtze River dolphin), 1780 nucleotides long. RefSeq names its product S-phase kinase associated protein 2 (gene SKP2). Lineage: Eukaryota; Metazoa; Chordata; Mammalia; Artiodactyla; Lipotidae. Gene Ontology annotation, biological process: SCF-dependent proteasomal ubiquitin-dependent protein catabolic process. Gene Ontology annotation, cellular component: SCF ubiquitin ligase complex. The transcript is spliced from 10 exons. Gene Ontology annotation, molecular function: protein binding. The coding region runs from base 135 to 1445 and encodes 436 amino acids. The record is from RefSeq and is a predicted model, not a curated record.